Molecule: messenger RNA, 3329 nt
Organism: Capsaspora owczarzaki ATCC 30864
Lineage: Eukaryota; Filasterea; Ministeriida; Capsasporidae
Exons: 4
Coding region: 7-3213 (1068 amino acids)
Biological process (GO): signaling
Cellular component (GO): endosome membrane; cytoplasm
Molecular function (GO): protein binding
Source: RefSeq, a predicted model, not a curated record
CCCCGAAUGGAUUCUGCUGCAGCAGACGACCCUGAAACCACCGCAGCCAGCCACUCUGCCGACGACGCAGACCCCGAUGCGGCGUUCAUGCACCACAGCGACCACCACGAUGACCACCACCACCACCAGGACCAGCUGCUGCUGCUGGACGUGCCCCCAGUCGAGCUCGACGCGCUGAGCUUUGACGGCGACGACAACGACGAGCCUGCCGCCGUGCAGCUGAUGAUUGGCGCCGUCGUCCCUCACAUGAGCGGGCCCGCGGCCACCACGCUGGGCGGCAGCUCGGACAGUCUCAACAGCAGCAACUUUGUCACGAGCAACGGUCUGCUGCAGGGCCACAGCGGCACGGCUGUUGAUGCUCCUUCCGAAGCUGAUGCUGAUGCUGAUGCUGCAAGUGCCAGUGCCAGUGCCAGUGCCAGUGCCGCCCGAGAGACCCAGCCGACCGCUGCGUGGGAGAACAAGGACGUAUCAGCGUCCAUCGCCGUGCCCGCGAGUGCGACCACGAGCUCGUCCAAGUCGUCGGACGCCACGUCGCUCAACAAUAGCGGCGCUCCUCAAGCCAAUGUGCUCGUGCCAGAGCCCGCUCCAGCUGCUUCGACGACCACCUUUGUUUCAAUCGCAUCAGAGCUGACUCCAAGUGGGGCCGACAGUCUUGAACAGACAGAUGCCGACGAGGCUCUGGCAGAUGGCAUUCGAAACCCGCCAAACUCGACUGCUCGUCCAUCGUCUCACGACGUGCGCACUGCUGCGAGCCAAGAGCCGACACCGCUUGCUGAUGGAUCUGCUCCUGCUCUGGCGCGAAGCCCAACACUGCUCGAUUGCGUCCACACCUCGCCCAAGCUGCUGCAAACCUUCCACUCGUACAGCAAGGAGGCUGCUGCCACGGGCCACUACGCGUCCAUGCUCAUUGGCGAGGGCAACCGUCUGCACAAGGCUGUCGAGCUCUCGUCCAAAGCCAUGCACAACGUCGCCCAGCAGCUCGGAGCUUUUCCCAAGCUGAGCGCGGAAUCCUUGAUCCACUCGCCUGCCCCGCCGGCGCGGCAGACCGCCAUCCCCUCGCCCCAAGCACCCUAUGACGUGCAGAUUGCUGGGUCGGGUGUGGCGACGGAGCGGGACCUCUCGUUUGAGUCGGCCAUGGCCAAAUUCAGCAACAUUAUGCACGAAAUCCACUCGUGGCAGGAGCUGCACCAAGGGCAGCUGUCGUCUGUCCUCAUGCAGCCGCUGCAGCGUCUCAUGCAGGACCAGCUCAAAAGCGUCAAGGUGGCCAGCGCCAAGCUCGAGGAAGCGGCAGCCGAGCACGAGUCUGCCUGCCAGCGGUAUGCGCGCAUGUCCAAGCGCAAGGAGACCGAGAAGGCCAGGUUUGAGGCCAACGCCGAGUUGUAUGCCGCGCGGAAAAAGUUUCACGUUGCGUCGCUCGAGUACUACGUGGCCAUGCGGCGCUUCCAACACGAGCGCAAGGCUGCGCUGCUCGAGCCCAUGCUCGCGUUCAUGCACGCCCAAGCCUCCUACUUUCAGAUGGGAGCCAACUACUUUCAGAAUCAAGUUCGACCAUUCUUGCAAACACUCAACACCGAGCUGGCCGAGUCGCGCGAGUUUGCGACCAAAGAUUUGCAACGUCUUCCAGGACUUGUGGAGCACAUUGAGCAAGAGUACGCGGCCAAGUACAAUCCCGACGCUGACCCCGAUGAUCCCUUUGCUGAUUAUCUUCCCGCCAACCUGUCGCUUAUCACCAAGACGGGCUAUCUGAUGCUCCGCACAAACAAGAUUGGCAAAAACGGGCGCCGUUGGGACCGCGUCUGGUUUGAUGUUGUGGACCACCAGUUGGUCUUUAGCGAUGACAACAACGUUGUCCAUGUUGCCACGCAUCUCCACAACGCAACAGCGACCGUCCACGAUUUGGAUGAUCGACGAUUUGCAUUCUCAGUCACGUCCCCGGCGAUCGCCAAGCAUCCCUUGGUGCUGCAGGCCGAGAACGAGCGCGAUCGUGACGAGUGGAUGGCCGUCAUCAAGAAUGUCGCCGAAGCUGCCGAGUUUGACACGCUGGCCGAGAAGGUCCCCACAGGCGACUUGAUAGCGGUGGAUGGCGAUGAAGUGGAAGACUCUCCAUCCGUUUCCAGGCAACCAUCUUCGGUCGACUUGCUCGAAGGCGUGAACGACACCGAAGCCACUACAGGCAGCUCGGCAGCUACACCGUCACCUGCACCCUCGAAACCGCGCACCAACUGGCUGCUGUCGCGAUUGGAGAGCAGCCCUUCCAUUUUUACGAGCAAACCGGCCUCGGCGACUGCACCCUCGACCGCUACCUCCUCCCCAUCUGCACCUUCGACCCCCAUGUUUUUCGCGUCCGACUCUGCGCCAGACCUUACGGCAGCCGAGAUUUCGCCUGCCAAGCAAGCCCCACCACCACAAGAGCCGCAGCCUCCACAGCCUCCCGCAUCGCCGUUGGCCACCGCGCUCGCCGUCCUCGAGGCGCUGCCCAGCCCGGCUCCUGCCCAUAUCCCCGUGCUGGACGAAAGCGGCGAAAUGCAAUUCGUGAUUGAGAAGCGCACCUUUGACGUCAUUUACUGGGGUUGUGCGGACAUUGUUCCACCCGAGGCCCCAGCCACUGUCGAGGGCCCAAGAUCGCACCUCGACGCCGUCAAGCUGUUGGUGCCUCGAGCUAUCACUUCGCUCUUCUCCAAGAUCAAGAGCAGACGCGCAACAGUCGUGAUUGGCGCACGCCAAUUUGAAGUGUUUGAGCAGGGAACCCUGAUUCUCUCUGCCGAUUUGCACAAGGUCUCACUGGUCGGCGUCGACCCUGGGUACAAGAAGCAGUUCUUUGUGAAUGUGCUCCAAAGCGCCCCGCUCCACUACAUGACCCUGGUCUUUGAGCCCGACAACCUCACGAUUCUCAACACCAUGAUGCAAAUCUUCACGUCCUACUUUGCCAUUGCGUAUCGCCUCCGCACGCAGCCCGGCGGGCAUUCCACGGGCGGGCGCGGUCGUGCAUCCCAAUCGGGUCUUGUUCCUGACAUGUCAUCCGGACGACCGGCAUCGAGUUCGCAGCAGCCGCCUUCGACUUUGCGAGCCGGGGCUCCACAGCCUGCCAUCGGCCAGAGGAGUGGCACAUCUGGUGCGUUCACUCCCGUCCGGCCGGCUGCCAGCGCAUCUAGCUCCGAGCUGCCAACCCCUGCCGUUGCGGGCGAUGGUUUGGCUUCGGCUCCAGCUCCUUGAUAUUUUGUUUGAUGAUGGAUACCUUUUUCCUUUCCCCCUUUGAGUGUGUGCACUCGUUUGUUUGAUGAUGGUUGAGUGUGUGCGCUCGAGCAAUGUCGAUACAUUUUCAUGUCGAA